Molecule: messenger RNA, 2638 nt
Organism: Drosophila obscura
Lineage: Eukaryota; Metazoa; Arthropoda; Insecta; Diptera; Drosophilidae
Product: mucin-5AC
Exons: 4
Coding region: 10-2259 (749 amino acids)
Molecular function (GO): protein binding
Source: RefSeq, a predicted model, not a curated record
GUUCGCAAAAUGACAACAGCCUUGUGUUCCAUCGGUCUGGCCUUGUGCCUGCUCGCCUCCAUCGCCCGUGGAUGGGACUACUCGAUCCCCUACGACUACGCUGCACCUUACUACGCGGCCCCCUACUACGCGCCCCCCUACUACGCGGCUCCCAAUUACUUUGCACCGCCGCGUUACGACAUAUCGUCCUGCCCACCCACCGGAGAGGAGAGUGCGGUCUGUGCCGUGGCCCCGGGCGCACAGCCAGCGACCUUCCCCAGCCCCUGCGAAGUGGAUCACUUUAGCCGCCAGACGGGCGUAGCAUGGCAGAUCAUCUACGAGGAUAGGUGCGACAAGAUGGAGGAGUGCCCGGAGGUCUGCAAUGAUGAAUAUAGUCCCGUCUGCGCGACAUUCCAGUACUCCAGACGCACCUUCAGGAACUACUGCGAGCUGCUGCUGGUCACCUGCCGUACACAUCAUCAGUGGAAACUUGUGCAUGACCGCGUCUGUGACAGCAGAUUGCCACCUUUGUACUCGCCACGCGCUCGAACCUACAAUCCCUACGCCAUGCACGCCAUCCAGCACUCGCCCUCGUAUGGAUCCUACGGCUCCUAUCGACCACAGCCAUUGAGAAGGCCACAAACGUCGUUUGUAUCCCCGCCACCGCCGUACAAGGCGGUAGCGUACGAACCCUACGAGAUCUCUUGGGACAACCUGCCCACCGAGUAUGAAAUGAAGCAGACCUCCCCAGAGGCAUAUGUGACGACUACUCAAGCGCCAGAGACUACUACCCAGGAAGCGCAAACCACUGAGACGACGCAAUCCACUGAAACAACCGGGGCUCCGGCUGCCUCAGGGAGAUCUGCAAAAGUUUUGAGCGUUAAUGCUGUGGCCAUGGAUAAUGAAACUACUCCGGGACCCAGCUCGACGGUGGCGGUAACUAGUGAGGACACCACAGAAACAUCGCGGGAAACCAGUUCUACAGCCGCCCCUACACAGUACCAGCCGUAUCCAUAUUAUAGUCCGACCUCUACAACAGAAGAGGCUUCCACCACAGUCAAGCCCCAAGCACGAGCUAUAAAUAUCAAUGCCAUUGCAAUAGAGGAUGAAACUUCUACAGAGUCCAGCUCCACAGCCUCUUCACCGAGCUACGAGACAUAUCCAUCCUUUCCAGUAUACAACACGACUGCCCCGCCAGAACACGCUACAACAACUGCCAGACCUGCGGCACGAUCCAUACAGAUAAAUGCAGUUGCCGAAACCAUAGACGAUAAAACCACCCCCGAACCCAGCUCUACAGUCGAUUCAUCAACGGAAGCAAGCUCUACAGUGGCACCUUCAAGCUAUGAGACGUAUCCGUCAUAUUCAGCCUCACCAUCCUAUCCUUCCUAUUCAGACUCCUCAGCAUAUCCCUCCUAUAGCCCGACUGCUACUGAGACCACAGAGGAAGAUUCUACUACUGUCAAGACCGUUCUAAAAUCCCUCAGAAUAAAUGCAGUGGCUGAGACUGAAGAGGAUGUUGAAAAGGAAGAAACAACACCAGAUCCCACAACGGAAGAAACUUCUACAGUGGCACCUUCGAACUAUAAGACUUAUCCAUCAUACUCCGCCUCACCGUCCUAUCCUUCCUAUUCAGACUCCUCAGCAUAUCCCUCCUAUAGCCCGACUGCUACUGAGACCACAGAGGAAGAGUCUACUACUGUCAAGACCGUUCUAAAAUCCCUCAGAAUAAAUGCAGUGGCUGAGACUGAAGAGGAUGUUGAAAAGGAAGAAACAACACCAGAUCCCACAACGGAAGAAACUUCUACAGUGGCACCUUCGAACUAUAAGACUUAUCCAUCAUACUCCGCCUCACCGUCCUAUCCUUCCUAUUCAGACGCCUCAGCAUAUCCCUCCUAUAGCCCUACUGCUACUGAGACCCCCGAGGAAGAUCUACUACGGCGUCUCCCCAUGGUGGCUGAGACUGAAGAGGAUGUUGCAGAGGAGGAAACCACCGCCGAUACAACAACGGAAGCAACUUCUACAGCUGCACCUUCCAGCUAUGAGACUUAUCCAUCAUACUCCGCCUCACCGUCCUAUCCUUCCUACUCAGACUCCUCAGCAUAUCCCUCCUAUAGCCCGACUGCUACUGAGACCCCAGAGGAAGAGUCUACUACUGUCAAGACCGUUCUAAGAUCCCUCAAAAUAAAUGCAGUGGCUGAGACUGAAGAGGAUGUUGCAGAGGAGGGAAACCACCGCCAAGCCGAGCUCUACAGUCGCAGAGGCGGAGGCCAGUACUGAGAAGAGCCGGUCCUACCCAUCUUAUACAACCCCUCCAGUCAAUAGCUCUACCGAUGCGCCGAAGAUUACCUCUACAUCGGAUUCACUAUCAUCGUUUAGGGUGAACGCGGUGGCUGUAAGCGAGGACCAGGCACCUGUACAGGUGUAUAAUGCGACGGCAUCGCAGGGGUCACUGUCAUCCGGAAACGCUCCGAAUAACACAAUCGUGGACUAUGUGUCUGGAAAAGAUGGCGAGAACAAGCAGCACAUUCGGGUGUACAACACUGGCAGCCAGGGUAAUGUCAUUAUAUUUAACAUUAAUAAUAACUAAUCGAGUAUUUUGAAUUUCAUCAAAGAACUGAAUUAGAUAAUCCGUUUUAUAAGUCGAUUAAAUUGUUAA